Aspergillus heteromorphus CBS 117.55 is the source of this 390-nucleotide messenger RNA. RefSeq lists its product as uncharacterized. The coding region runs from base 107 to 298 and encodes 63 amino acids. Lineage: Eukaryota; Fungi; Ascomycota; Eurotiomycetes; Eurotiales; Aspergillaceae. The record is from RefSeq and is a predicted model, not a curated record. The transcript has a single exon.
CCAAGCCACAGGAGCUGUCCCAUUCACUAGCACCUCCGCCUUGUACCCUACGCGUUCCCCUCAGCAUCACUCUUGAACACAAGUUCAACCCAACACCCAUUAGCCAAUGACUCAGCCCCAACACCCAACAUUCACCAGAACCAGUAUUGAUCUAUUAACUCCAAAUCUGCCACCGUCUCCUCCAGCCAGUGCUCCACCUCCUGCGACCUCGAACAAGCCGGGAAUGAAAGAUAUCUCACGCGCCGGACUCAGUCCGGGAAUAUCAUCCACGGUGUCUGCGGGAGGAAAAGCAUCCUGAAAGUUGGAAGCAAGUUACAUACGCGUUGACGCGAGGGAUGCGCUCAGGACCAAGGAGGAAUCGCGCUGCAGCGAGAUGGUGGCCCCCAAUGU